Molecule: messenger RNA, 2024 nt
Organism: Grammomys surdaster
Lineage: Eukaryota; Metazoa; Chordata; Mammalia; Rodentia; Muridae
Gene: Dph7
Product: diphthamide biosynthesis 7
Exons: 9
Coding region: 446-1834 (462 amino acids)
Molecular function (GO): protein binding
Source: RefSeq, a predicted model, not a curated record
GGCUUCCUUAUGCAUUCAUUGUCUCAGACUUCAAAGGCACACAUUAAGUCCUCUGCAUGUUUCCAAAAUUUCCUUUACAUGAAGACUAUUAGGUCAGAGCUCACUUGGAGCAUCAUUUUGUCUCUGUAAAGACAUCAUGAGUUAUUGGGGGCUGAGUUCAACAUACACUUAUUUUUGAGACAUAGUUGGAUCCACAAGAUCUAAAAGCCUGGUCUCCCCAAGCCUGUUAUACAGGCUUCUGCAUCAUUUUGAGAUCAGGUUUCUCUUCUACUUUCUCUAAACUUGCUCCCCUCACUUGAUACGAUUCUGUAUCGGUUUCCUGUGGUCCUCCAGUCGGUAGGGGGCGUAGCGACUUUCCAUUUCUCCGUACCGGAAGUCUCUUCCGAGGGUCUAGUGACUAGGAAGUGGAGGGAAUGUCGCGCAUGCAUCUUUUGGUUUUGGCUCAAUGGCGGGCAGCCGUGCGGGAACCUUGCGAUCCCUGCAGGCAGUGGACACUGAGCUUACUGCGGACUCGGUGGAAUGGUGCCCAGUAGAGGGUUGCCAGCAUCUGCUGGCCUGCGGAACCUACCAGCUACUAGCACCAAAGGACCAGCCUGCACUGGAUGGCAGUGAGCCCCAAGUUCGUUUAGGUCGUCUCUACCUGUUCAGCUUCAGUGAGGACAACACAACUAAACCUCUGCUUGAGGUCCAAAGAAGGGAUUCUUCUGCUGUCCUGGACAUGAAAUGGUGCCAUAUCCCAGUGUCUGGCCAUGUGCUUUUAGGCUUGGCAAAUGCCAGUGGAUCUGUGGAGCUGCUGCGCCUGAUGGAAUGUGAGAAGAGCAGUUAUACCCUGCAGCCAAUAUCCAGCCUUACCCUGGAUGAGAGCUGUCUGUCCUUGUCACUGGAUUGGUCCACUAGGAAAUCUGUAAGGGCCAGAGAGCAGCCCUUGAAGAUCGUUAGCAGUGAUUCUAAGGGGCAGUUGCACCUCCUGAUGGUGAAUGAGGGCACAGCUGAACUACAGCUAGUGGCGUCUUGGCCAGCUCAUCACUUUGAGGCCUGGAUUGCUGCUUUCAAUUACUGGCAGACAGAACUUGUAUAUUCAGGGGGAGAUGACUGCCUUCUGAGAGGCUGGGACACUAGGAUGCUGGGCACACCUGUCUUCACUAGCAAGAGACACUCUAUGGGUGUGUGCAGCAUCCAGAGCAGCCCCCAUCAGGAGCAUAUCCUGGCUACUGGAAGCUAUGAUGAGCAUGUUCUCCUGUGGGACACUCGGAACAUAAAACAGCCGCUGGCAGAUGUACCAGUGCAAGGAGGAGUAUGGAGGCUCAAGUGGCACCCAGUCUACCACCAUCUACUUCUGGCAGCCUGUAUGCACAAUGGCUUCAAGAUUCUCAACUGCCAGAAGGCCAUUGAGGAGAAGCAGGACAUAACUGUUUUAACAUCCCACAAAAUGCCUAACUCAUUAGUGUAUGGGGCUGACUGGUCCUGGCUUUUCCAUUGCCUGAAGCCCACACCUACCUGGUCCUUUGAUCAAAAUGAUGUGGGAGCCAAAGCAGCAGACCACUAUAGCCUGAAGGUUGCAGAGGAGCUGCCAGCACAUGCUCAUGAACAAAUAGUGGAUCACCAAGUGGAAGGCCCUGCUAGAGCGCGUGGCAGAGCUGAAUUGAAGGCCUCUCUCCUUCCAUUAACAGAGGACACAAAACACAACAGCAAAGGAUGCUCCUCAUCUUCAGUCCCGACGCAUGGUCUAAGCCACUGCUCUAGUGGAUGGAACUCUGACCAGAGCCUCUUGGCCACCUGUUCCUUUUAUGACCAUGUUCUCCACCUUUGGAAGUGGGAGACAACGCAGGCUUGAGGCUGCACUUUGCAGUGAUACUGGAUGUGAUUUGGGGACUGCUGACCAUUGAGAAUGGAUUCUGUGAUUCUGUUUUGACAGUGAAUGGGAUUUUCUAGCACUACAACUAAGUGUCUUGGAUAUAUUUUGACUUUCAGCUCUUCAAUUGUAUUUAAGUCUCUGUUUAUAUUAAUUAAAUAACUUUUUUUUU